GCUGUGGUAGCGCGAGCCUUGGCGCUAACCACCCGUGGGACGGGCCCUAGUUACCACUUACGGUCUGGCGAUCAGCUGUAUAUAAGAGCCGCUCCAGGUGUCAAACCCCAGACUGUCCUCUCGAGCCCUUUUCUUUUUUCCUUUGCCGUGUCGCUUGUCCUCUUCCUUUCAAGUACAAGUCAGUACCUACAGGAUAGGCGCAGCAAAGGUCCCUCAAGAUGUGGACGACUACUUCCGGCUUGCGGGGCAAGAAGCUCCAUCUGGCCAUCACUUUCACCUCUGUCAUAGGUUUCUCGCUCUUCGGUUAUGAUCAGGGUCUGAUGUCCGGUAUCAUCUCUGGUGACCAGUUCACCCAGGAGUUCCCGCCUCUAGCCAUUCCCGCCGGCUCUUCAGCAGCCUACUCUCAGCAUGUCUCUGUCCUCCGUGGUGCGGUUACCGCUUGUUACGAACUGGGCUGUUUCUUCGGUGCCAUCUUCACCCUCAUGUACGGUGAACGCAUCGGCCGCACGCCUCUGCUGGUGGCUGGUGGUAUCCUGAUGAUUAUCGGUACGGUCAUUUCCACUGCUGCUUUCGGUCCCCACUGGGGUCUGGGCCAGUUCGUUGUCGGUCGUGUCGUUUCCGGUCUUGGAAACGGCAUGGACACGGCCACGAUUCCCGUCUGGCAGUCCGAAUGUUCUCGCGCUCACAACCGUGGCUUCCUCGUCUGCUUCGAAGGUGCCAUCAUCGCCGUCGGCACUUUCGUCGCCUAUUGGAUUGAUUUCGGUCUCUCGUACGUCAACAGCUCGGUCCAGUGGCGGUUCCCCGUCGCAUUCCAGAUUCUCUUCGCCGUCCUCGUCAGCGCUGGCGCGCUCAUGCUGCCCGAGUCUCCUAGAUGGUUUGUCAUGAGAGGACAUGACAAGGAGGCAUGCGAGGUGCUGGCCUGCCUCAACGACAGCCAGCCCGAUGCGGAGGAUGUGCUCAUCGAUUUCAACCUCAUGAAGGCCGAUCUCAAUGCCUCCAAGGGCCAGAAGGCCAACUGGAGGACUCUCUUCACCUUCGGCAAGACCCAGGAGUUCCAGCGUAUGAUGAUCGGCUGCUCCGGUCAAUUCUUCCAGCAGUUCACCGGUUGCAAUGCCGCCAUCUACUACUCCACGCUGCUGUUCGAGACCAACUUGCACAUGGACCACCGUCUCUCUUUGGUUUUGGGAGGUGUCUUCGCCACGGUCUACGCCCUCGCUACUAUCCCCUCCUUCUUCAUGAUUGAGAAGGUUGGUCGUCGCAAGCUGUUCUUGAUUGGUUUCUUGGGUCAGGGUCUCAGUUUCAUCAUCACCAUGGGCUGUCUGAUCAAGGGAGAUGCUGAGGCCUCCAAGGGUGCCGUUGUCGGUAUCUUCCUCUUCAUCUGCUUCUUCGCCUUCACGACUCUGCCGCUGCCCUGGAUCUACCCGCCCGAGAUCAACCCUCUCCGGACCCGUACCAUGGCGGCUUCUGCCUCGACUUGCACCAACUGGCUGUCCAACUUUGCUGUCGUCAUGUUCACUCCCGUCUUCUCCGACGCCAGUGGCUGGGGUAUCUAUCUCUUCUUCGCCCUGGUCAACUUCAUCGGUGUGCCUUUCGCCUGGUUCUUCUACCCCGAAACCGCCGGCCGUGAUCUGGAGGAGAUUGACAUUAUCUUCGCCAAGGCCCACGUCGAGAGGAAGUGGCCCUACCAGAUCGCAGAGACGAUGCCCAAGCUCACUCCUGAGCAGAUUGGACAGAUGCAGAUUGAAAUGGGUCUGGAUGUGCCCAGUCACCACAUCUCAGCGGAGGCGGAGAAGGCGGAGAUGGCCGUGAGCAGCGGCGAGAGCGAGGGAAAGGGCGAGGGAAAGCACAUUGAUUAAACCGAAAAAAUCAUGUUACUACAGGUAUUAUGACGACGGCAUAUAUUUGCCUGUAUUGAAAUGCGAAGUCAAUGGAACAUGAGCAAAGAAGAUCUUAUGUUCACUAUGACUUGGAACGCACAUUUUAUGCCCACUUUUGCUUUAUGUCGCAACCAGAUACCUAUUGCUCAUUAUGUUAUGUAUGCUAGAUUUCUCAUGUGAAUUUUCUUAUUUGAUAUAAGAAAAUAGAACCACUCUCGUGGGUUUACGACCCUUUGAAAC
Paecilomyces variotii is the source of this 2117-nucleotide messenger RNA. Its product is annotated as sugar transporter STL1. NCBI's taxonomy places the organism in Eukaryota, Fungi, Ascomycota, Eurotiomycetes, Eurotiales, Thermoascaceae. Gene Ontology annotation, cellular component: membrane. The coding region runs from base 219 to 1856 and encodes 545 amino acids. Gene Ontology annotation, molecular function: carbohydrate:proton symporter activity. The transcript has a single exon. The record is from RefSeq and is a predicted model, not a curated record. Gene Ontology annotation, biological process: carbohydrate transport; transmembrane transport.